CGUCGAGGUCCGGGGCGCCUCAACUCUAUAGCUCUAACUGGCUAGAAGUGCCCAACGUGGAAGGUUUCUUUUUUUUUUUUAAAGGCGGCUCUUGAAGCGACCCGGAAGCGGAAGUGGAAGAAAGUUCUAGUGGCUUGAGAUUAAGCGUGAUCAAGAUGACAACCUCCCAAAAACACCGAGACUUCGUGGCAGAGCCCAUGGGGGAGAAGCCAGUGGGGAGCCUGGCUGGGAUUGGUGAAGUCCUGGGCAAGAAGCUGGAGGAAAGGGGCUUUGACAAGGCCUAUGUUGUCCUUGGCCAGUUUCUGGUGCUAAAGAAAGAUGAAGACCUCUUCCGGGAAUGGCUGAAGGACACUUGUGGCGCCAACGCCAAGCAGUCCCGGGACUGCUUCGGAUGCCUUCGAGAGUGGUGCGACGCCUUUUUGUGAUGCUCUGUGGGAAGCUCUCAAUCCCCAGCCCUCAUCCAGAGUUUGCAGCCGAGUAGGGACUCCUCCCCUGUCCUCUACGAAGGAAAAGAUUGCUAUUGUCGUACUCACCUCCGACGUACUCCGGGGUCUUUUGGGAGUUUUCUCCCUUAACCAUUUCAACUUUUUUGGAUUCUCGCUCUUGCAUGCCUCCCCCGUCCUUUAUCCCUUGCCAGUUCCCUGGUGACAGUUACCAGAUUUCCUGAAUGGAUUCCGGGCCCCGUCCCUCACCCCCACCCUCACUUUCAAUCCGUUUGAUACCAUUUGGCUCCUUUUUUGGCAGAACAGUCACUGUCCUUGUAAAGUUUUUUAGAUCAAUAAAGUCAGUGGCUUUCA
Messenger RNA from Pongo pygmaeus (Bornean orangutan), 797 nucleotides. It is a transcript of the gene BANF1, whose product is annotated as barrier to autointegration nuclear assembly factor 1. Gene Ontology annotation, cellular component: nucleus; condensed chromosome. Gene Ontology annotation, biological process: chromosome organization. Gene Ontology annotation, molecular function: DNA binding. Bases 156 to 425 code for a protein of 89 amino acids. The record is from RefSeq and is a predicted model, not a curated record. Lineage: Eukaryota; Metazoa; Chordata; Mammalia; Primates; Hominidae. The transcript is spliced from 3 exons.